Messenger RNA from Phytophthora megakarya, 591 nucleotides. Lineage: Eukaryota; Oomycota; Peronosporomycetes; Peronosporales; Peronosporaceae. The record is from the annotation of a GenBank genome assembly.
AUGGCCAAUAGAUUCGAAGCCGGUAAACGGAGGGUACAACGGGCAUCAGCUGCAUGGCAUCGUGAAAAUGAUGCAAUUGGUGAGGCGCUAGGGAAGGUCCCCUGGAAAACACUGGCUGAAAUAAUGGGCACUUCUACCUGCCAGUACAUACUCGUGUACCGCUUCAAGCUACACGCACUACCGCUCUGGAUCAAGGAGUGUGGAGCAAAAGCGUGCCCGAAUGCCGAUUGCGCCACCCUUCCUAAUAUUGACCUCGCCCAUGUGUUUUGGGACUGCCCGAUGGCACAACAAACAUGGACUUGGGUACGCAGUCUUUUCGCAUUGCUACACGAUCAGCAUGUCGAUUAUGGACUAGAAGAGAUCUUCUCGUUUCAGAUGAAAUAUCCUCCUUCUAAAUGCCUCCAAAUCCGAUCGGACUGGAUGAACGACUAUCCUGAUUCCAACAACGAACUAACCACGGACACAAUUUCGGCGAUUUCAAACAAGUACUGGAGUUAUGCGGUAGCCCUUGCGUUAACCACGAUCUGGAGAUCGCGGGUGGACCAAAUAUUCAAUUCCAACCAGACUACACCCACUACAAAGGAACGCUAA